Drepanopeziza brunnea f. sp. 'multigermtubi' MB_m1 is the source of this 1341-nucleotide messenger RNA. The record is from RefSeq and is a predicted model, not a curated record. NCBI's taxonomy places the organism in Eukaryota, Fungi, Ascomycota, Leotiomycetes, Helotiales, Drepanopezizaceae.
AUGGCGGGCGGGCACGACCCUAUCCCUCAGAAGGUUGACCCGAAGGGCACCAACGCAAGGAACAUAUUAGAACCCAGCACUGGUACAGAGAUCCCGGAGAAAGAAGAGCGGACAGAUGAAUCACUCGAUGAAUCACUCGAGGAAGGUACUACUUCAAGAAAGAAUGAGAGCCUGACAGCAGGUCUCCAAGUGGUUGGAGCGUUCUUCAUGAUGUUCAACUCCUGGGGAAUCGCAAACACGUUCGGAGCGUACCAGAACUACUACGAGAACGCUCUGCUACGAGACGAGACGCCUUCACGGAUCUCGUGGAUCGGAUCCAUACAAGGGUUUCUCUUGAUCCUGGUUGGAGGGCUGUUCACUGGGCCCAUCUUCGAUACUGGACAUCUCCGUGGACUGGUAGUUGCUGGCACUGUUUUAUCCGUGUUUGGUAUGAUGAUGACCAGUAUUUGUAGGGAAUAUUGGCAAUUCAUCCUGGCCCAGGGCCUGGUGGUAGGAGUUGGGUCUGGAUGUUUCCUACUGCCAAGUAUUGCAGUCUUCCCACAGUAUUUCACCGAGAGACGAGCCCUUGCGGCGGGACUCGCAGCAGCAGGUGGUGUUAUCCACCCUAUUGUAUUCCACGAGCUGCAACCACGAAUCGGCUUCCGUUGGGCAACUCGGGUCAUCGCCUUCAUCAUGCUGGCAACAUUGACAAUCCCUCUGGCAGUUAUGCGUGCAAAAGUAUUCCCUUCCACCCGCAGGCCUCUGUUUGAUUUUCAAGUCCUCCGCAACAUUCCAUACAUACUAUUCACGAUCGGAGAGUUCUUCGGCUUCAUGGGGCUGUACGUCCCUUUCUACUACAUCACAACCUACAGCACAGAAAAGAAGAUCGCUGGCCCGAACCUCAGCUUCUACCUCCUAACCCUCAUAAACACCGGCUCCAUCCUCGGCCGCAUCGUCCCCAACUUCUUCGCAGACCUAACCGGACCCCUGAACAUCUGCACGCCCUUCGUCCUCCUCUGCGGCCUCAUCGCCUUCUGCUGGCCCUCCAUCGCCUCGCUCGGCCAAGCCGUCACCUUCUGCCUCGCCUACGGCUUCUUCUCCGGCACCUUCGUCUCCAUCACCGGCCCGUCCAUCGCCACCCUGAGCACCGACCUCGGUCUGGUCGGCACGCACAUGGGCAUGAGCUUCGCCUUCGCGAGCCUGGGCCUGCUGGUCGGCAACCCGGUCGCCGGCGUGCUGCUGCGUGGCCGUGGCUGGCUCGGCCCGGCGAUGUUUUGCGGUGCGACGAAUCUGCUGGCCGGCCUGUUCAUUCUCGGGGCGAGGCUCGCUAAGACGGGGAAGGUGCUCGUCGUCCAGGCUUAA